CAGCACUCCUCUCUUUGACACGACGGCAGACCCCGCUACGACGCACGACCUCUCAGCUUCCCGUCAUGACCCUCACGCGCCGCGGACUGCAGAAACGAAAUCAGUCCGACUCCGUCCUGGCCCAACAUGACCGCCCUGACGAACAACACGACAAAGACACCAUCAAGACUGCUGACGAUUUGGAGGACAGGCUCGAGAUCAAGCUAGCCGACAAGCUCGCUGACAAGCUCGAAAAGAAGGGAAAGGUGGUCAAGCAGGAUGCACGACACUUCUAUGCUACCCGUCGCUUCCUCUUUCCCCUAGGCCUGAUCCUGGGUAUCCUCCUGGGCUUCAUAUUCGUGCAGCCCAGCGACUUUCAUGACUUCCAGACCCAUCUCGCUCUCCUCAUGGACGAGUUCGAGAUCACCAUGCCCGAGUUCCCCAACCUGGACCUGCCACAACUUGACCUCUCACGUGUUGAGCUCGAAUGGCAGAGGAUAUGGAGCAAUAUCCCGGAGCCAUGGAAGCUGAACACGAACGGUCUGGAGUUCACCGUGGGCGAGAAGAUCGCCGAGAGAGGUCUAUCCGCCAAGCACCCUGUCGUCCUCAUUCCCGGUAUCAUCUCUACCGGUUUGGAGUCAUGGGCCACCUCACCCGAUUACAGGGCGUUCUUCCGCAAGAAGGUCUGGGGAGGGUUCUCUAUGCUCUCCCAGGUCACCUUCAACCGCGACAAAUGGAUCGCUGCACUCAUGCUCGACCCCGUUACUGGUUUAGACCCACCUGGUGCAAAGGUCAGGGCUGCUGAGGGCAUUGACGCAGCGAGCAGCUUCAUACAGGGGUACUGGCUAUGGUCAAAGAUCGUCGAGAACCUUGCAGCUGUCAACUACGACACCAACAACCUACACUUGGCUCCGUACGACUGGCGGUUGUCGUACUACAACCUUGAGGAGCGGGAUGGGUACUUCUCGAAGCUCCGGGCGACUAUUGAAGGCUUCGUCAUGAAAUGGGUCGAGUCUCCGGAACACGGCAAGGGUGGCCCCGACUGGGUCGAGAACCACAUCGAAGCACUGAUCACUGUCGCCGGAACGCAUCUGGGACAGGCGAAAGCGAUGGCCGCGUUCCUCUCUGGGGAGAUGAAGGACACCGUACAGAUCAACCCGGCCGGCGCAUAUGUCCUCGAACGCUUCUUCUCUCGCAAGGAGCGCCAGAAGCUCUUCCGCAGCUGGGCGGGCAGCGCCAGCAUGUGGAUCAAGGGUGGCGACGACGUGUGGGGCAACGCGACGUGGGCGCCGGACGACCUCGACAACACGACGCACAGCCACGGCGCGCUCAUCUCGUUCCGCAACAACUCGGUCGGCAUCGACGGCGAGGACGGGCUGUUCAACAUGACGUCGACCGAGGCGGGUACGUGGAUCCUCGAGCGCACGCCCACAACGUUCCAAAAAAUGCUGGCGAGCAACUACUCGUUCGGGCUGGAGCGGGACGUGGAGAAGCUGAAGGCGAACAAUUUGGACUUCACGAAGUGGACGAAUCCGUUGGAGAUUCAGCUACCAUAUGCGCCCUCGAUGAAGAUGUACUGUGUGUACGGACACGGCAAAGAGACUGAGCGCUCCUACUGGUACACGCAGCAAGAAUACGAAUACGACGAAGUCCAGCCCGACCAGCCGCUCGCCGUCUGCACCGACAACGCCGACGCCUCCACCGGCGCCGACUGCGUCUCCCCGCGCACCCCACUCGACCUCCCCCUCGCGCGCAGCACGCACAUCGACGCCGAGUACACGGACGACGCGACGCGCCCGCGCAUCCUCAACGGGGUGAAGAUGGGCGAGGGCGACGGCACGGUGAGCCUGCUGAGCCUGGGCGCGAUGUGUGUCGAGGGCUGGAAGCGCGAGCGGUGGAACCCCGCGGGGAUCAAGGUCGUCACUGUCGAGCUACCGCAUAACCCGGUCGCGACGAUCCCGCGGGGCGGGGGGACGACGAGCGACCACGUGGACGUGCUGGGGUCGACUGCGCUGAACGAGAUCAUCCUGAAGGUCGCGACGGGCGCGGGGGACGAGGUGCGGGACUCGUAUGUGUCGAACAUCCGGGAGUACGCGCGGCGCAUCAAAUGGGACUAGACGCCGCUGGAGAAGUUGUAGGAGGGGUCGCGGCUGUGCCGGGACUCAAUGGAGCUCGUGUGUGGACGCCUCGGGGACAAGAGCCUGGGGAGAGGACCGAUAUUACAGUACUACUUGCAUAUAGAUGCGUCUGUUGUUCCCGUAGAUCGAACGCUCGUUUUAACGACUAUGUCACAUCCU
Messenger RNA from Trametes versicolor FP-101664 SS1, 2276 nucleotides. RefSeq names its product LACT-domain-containing protein. Gene Ontology annotation, biological process: triglyceride biosynthetic process; lipid storage. Bases 66 to 2096 code for a protein of 676 amino acids. Gene Ontology annotation, molecular function: phospholipid:diacylglycerol acyltransferase activity. The record is from RefSeq and is a predicted model, not a curated record. Gene Ontology annotation, cellular component: cytoplasm; perinuclear endoplasmic reticulum. The transcript is spliced from 14 exons. Lineage: Eukaryota; Fungi; Basidiomycota; Agaricomycetes; Polyporales; Polyporaceae.